Xenia sp. Carnegie-2017 is the source of this 3251-nucleotide messenger RNA. RefSeq names its product polycystic kidney disease 2-like 1 protein. The record is from RefSeq and is a predicted model, not a curated record. The transcript has 18 exons. Gene Ontology annotation, molecular function: calcium ion binding; calcium channel activity. The coding region runs from base 122 to 2872 and encodes 916 amino acids. Gene Ontology annotation, biological process: detection of mechanical stimulus. Gene Ontology annotation, cellular component: membrane. NCBI's taxonomy places the organism in Eukaryota, Metazoa, Cnidaria, Anthozoa, Malacalcyonacea, Xeniidae.
UGUAAAGAUUAUCGUCUGCAUUAUUCAUGGCCAUUUACGAUCACUUGGUGUUACAGAGUAGAGGUAGGGCGAGUUUGGAAGGCGUAAAUAUAGCAAGUUUUGGACUGGGAGUUAAGAAAAGAUGAAUUCUGAAAAACUCGUGAAUACAAAACGAAGGAAGCAUAGUGGCUCUCAAAUCAGUCUUGGCAUUGACCAUCCUAUAGAGAUGGUGUCGAGACCAACAUCAACUUAUUCGCGAACGGCUUGGGAGGAAAAUGACGUUACAGAUGAUGUGGAUUUUUCUCCGCGAACUGCAGCAACGACAGUUGAUGUCUCCCCAACUGGAAUGGAAGCAGAGCCUGUCGCACAUCAAAAGCAAGUGCCUACAGAUGUUCGUGCUGGACUACAACGUCGUCAUGUGCCUGUAGGAUUUUGGACACGGCUUAAAAGAAUCGUACGCAGUCUCUGGCGAACAAGACAGACCGAAGAUGUAAACAGUGAUCGCGAGAUGCAUGUAAAAACCACUCUUCGUGAACUGAUCAUUUACAUUUUCUUCAUUGUAGUUUUGUGCAUAUUGACGUUCGGCAUGACCAGCUCAACGAUGUACUACUUCACCAAAGUAAUGAAAGAUCUUUUCGUUGAAACAACAAUGGAGAAUCGAAAUACCUUCAAGGAUAUCACCACUAUGAAUGAAUUCUUCAUGUAUGCACUGGGUCCUCUAUCGAAUGGAUUAUUUUGGGAAAAAUUUUAUAACAACAAGAGUGUCAAGAUGUCGUCGAACGAACUCGGAUACAUUUAUUUUGAAAAUAAGAUUUUAGGAAGACCCAGACUCAGACAGCUUAGAGUAAAGAGCGAUUCCUGUGUUGUACAUGAUGACUUCAAAAAUGUCAUUAAGGAAUGUUAUGCACCAUAUUCCCCUGGAGUUGAAGAUAAAGCACCAUUUGGCAAGAUGAAUGGUUCGGCUUGGACAUACAAAUCCGAAGAUGCUCUCGAAGGUCGAAGUUUCUGGGGUCAGUUGGCGACAUACAAAGGAGGUGGAUUUGUCCAACUACUUAAUGCGACAGAAGAGGAAAGUCAAAUCAUCAUUGAAGAACUCAAAGAAAACCUAUGGUUAAAUCGCGGAACCCGCGCCGUAUUCAUCGAUUUCUCCGUUUACAAUGCAAAUAUCAAUCUAUUCUGUAUUGUGAGAUUGUUAUUUGAAUACCCUGCAACAGGAGGAUGUAUUCCGAGCUUCACAUUCAGGACGUUGAAACUGCUUCGUUACGUAACUGGUUUUGAUCAUUUUGUAAUGGCGUGUGAAGGCAUCUUUGCUCUAUUCCUUAUUUACUAUACUGUUGAAGAGAUUAUCGAAAUCAAGAAACAUAAAUUUAAAUACUUCAAAAGUUUCUGGAAUGUUCUUGAUAUUGUUGUGCUUUUGCUCAGCUACACUGCCGUGGCAUUUCACAUUUACCGAACUGUUGUUGUUGGAAAUCUCCUUAAAGGACUGUUGGACAAUCCAAAUCAGUAUGCAAACUUUGACAGCAUUAGCUACUGGCAAACACAGUUCAACAACAUUGUUGCUAUUGCUGUUUUCUUCUCUUGGAUCAAGGUGUUUAAAUACAUAAGCUUCAACAAAACAAUGACACAGCUUUCAUCAACUUUGGCCAGGUGCGCCAAAGAUGUCGCUGGUUUUGCUGUUAUGUUCUUCAUCAUAUUUUUUGCGUAUGCUCAAUUGGGAUACUUGAUUUUCGGAACGCAAGUGCGCGACUUCAGCACAUUUGGCAAAAGCAUAUUUACUCUGUUCCGUAUCAUUCUCGGCGACUUCGAUUUUCAUCAAAUUGAGAACGCUAAUCGCAUCCUCGGACCAAUUUUUUUCAUCACCUACGUCUUCUUCGUUUUCUUUGUCCUUCUUAACAUGUUCCUUGCCAUCAUCAAUGAUACUUACGCUGAAGUGAAGUCGGAUAUUGCCCUACAAAAGAGUGAAUUUGAACUGGGUGAUUACUUCAAAAAGGGUUAUCACAAAGUUGUGGAUAAACUUUCAGUGAAGAAAGAAAAAAUAGCUGAUAUUCAAAAAGCCUUGGCAAAUGCUGAUGUAAACCAUGACACCAGGCUUGAUUUUGACGAAUGGAGAAGUGAAUUGAAAUCUCGUGGUCAUGCUGAUGCAGAAAUUGAAGCUGUUUUUGCGAAAUAUGAUGUGGAUGGUGAUCGCAUCUUAGAUGAAAAGGAAUGUAAAAAAAUGCAGGAAGAUUUGGAAGGACAACAGGUCGAACUCAGUGAUGAGAUUGAAGAGAUGGAGCGAGCUAAACAAGAAGGCAGACCUGGUACAGCUGUCACUCGUGUAAGCUUCCGUGACAGUGAUGUCGACAGUGAUGACGAAGGAGCACUGAGAGGACGAUCUGAUUCACCUUCGUUACAACAUCGAAAUGGUGGAGUAAGCGACGGUGUAUCCUAUGACGAGUUCACUGUACUGAGUCGACGUGUUGAUCGAAUGGAACAUUCAAUUGGAAGUAUUGUGUCAAAGAUUGAUGCCGUGCUUGUAAAACUGGAGGCUAUGGAAAAAGCCAAGCUAAAACGGCGAGAAACCAUGGCAAGACUGCUGGAUAACAUUACUGAAGGUGCAAAUACAAAAUCUCAGGAAGAUCUUAAGCGAGACCAGAUGGAAAGACUCGUUCGCGAAGAGCUGGAUCACUACGGCAGCAAUGCCAGCCUGCAGUCAGUUGAAACAGACUCUCAAUCUUUUGCUUCGCCAUCACCUAUUGAAUCACGUGCUCCUACUGCAAAAUCCAUCUACAGUCAUGGGGCUAAAAGUGCGACAUCACGUGGCCGUAAGACAGUCACAGAAAGUAAUGCAAGUCUUCGAAUGGAAAUGAAUGAAGGCAUUGAAGCACCAGUCAGCGAAGACAGUAAAGUGUGAUAUCUCUUGCUUCCUCGAUUUCCUUCUUUAUCGAAAUAUCAUAGUAUCAACUAGAAAAAAAUUUUAUAUAAUGCACCAUCAUUUCUGGUGGAGUAUUUAAUGUUUAUAAAUUGCUCUUGCAUAGAAGGACCAUUCUGCAUUCAUCAUUCUUAGUUCAUUUCGCUGAUUUUGAGUGCUUCUUUGAAAUGCAUUUUCUUAGAACGCUUCUUUGUUGGUAUUUAUCUUUAUACACUCCAUCAUAUGAUUUUAGAAAUUACAUUGAAGGAGUUCCCUAACGUCAUAAUGUAUGUUCAUAUAAUGAAAUAUGUAAAUUGUUUGAUGUAAAUCGUGUAGAUAUUAAAAAUGAGUAAUAAUGGCUGUAUUUACUGUUAUAUCUCUA